AAAGAAGAAGGAUGGGGAAUAAACCAAGAUGAGGUGAUGUCCCAGAAAGAGACAAGCAAAGAGGAACAAAGAGGAGGUGCAAGAUGGCUGGAGGUGAAGUUAACCAAAAUGUACAUAAUAAUCUCUGAAAAGAGUACCAUUGGGCAACGUCUUCACCUCCAGCAGCUGUGGUUACUCACCGGCGCAGCUGCCAGGGCAGUCAGGCAAAGGGCCAGCUGUGCGGCAGAUACUGUGGCAAUCCGUUACAAGUGAAAGGAGCAAGACAGAACUCCAGCUUACAAAGGACAAUGACAACCAGAAAGCGACAGCCCCAUCCUGCCCUGGCCUCGAAAGGAACUGGAUCCUAGGUGGUGACAGCAUUUCCAAUCUAUUGUCCUCUGUCUCCCUCUGCUGUUCUUCUGGAGAAGUUUCCCCUUACAACAAUGAGAAGUCAUGUACUAGCUGCAUCCAUUUCUAUGCUCUCCCUGCUGGCCAUAAUGGGAGAUACAGAUACCAAAACAGACAGCUCCUUCCUGAUGGACUCUCAACGCUGCAUGAGACACCAUUAUGUCGAUUCUAUCAGUCACCCAUUGUACAAGUGUAGCUCAAAGAUGGUGCUCCUGGCCAGAUGUGAGGGGCACUGCAGCCAGGCAUCACGCUCUGAGCCAUUGGUGUCCUUCAGCACUGUCCUCAAGCAACCUUUCCGUUCGUCCUGUCACUGCUGUCGACCUCAGACCUCCAAACUGAAGGCUUUGCGUCUGCGCUGCUCAGGGGGCAUGCGACUCACCGCCACUUACCGGUACAUCCUCUCCUGUCACUGCGAGGAAUGCAGCUCCUGAGGCUUGCUGCUGAGUGGCUUUCUGGCUGGGACAACCACAGGAGCAGUUCAACCAGCCAGAGAAGGACUGGCAAGAAAAGAGUUAAGGCAGAGAAAGAUGGAGCGAGUCCCACAGGAUUGUGCAUAUUCUAGUCCUAAAGACUCAAAGUGCUUUCAACAGAAAGUGACUCUGGGAACUCGUUUUCCAUUCCCAUCUCCUUUCCCUGAAAGAAUUUCUUUUGGUUACUUUUCAAAUUCAGGCAUUUCCCCUGUUGGCUCCGAAUGUGGUUUGGGUUUCUGACUCUUUAUUAGUGGGAAAAUGUGGGGCCCUGUGCAAGAGUGGGUCAGGCUGUCCCUAUUUGGUGCAUAUUAGGGAAAAAUUUGCCCAACUUUUCUUAGGAGAUCCUCAGUUGUUGUUUCACCUUGUUGUUUUGGUCUAAGAUUUGCCUCGAAAGGUUACCGGUUUCAAGUUCUGGUUACUGGUUUCAAGUUCCGGACACAUGGAUAUGUUUAGUGAGGUUUACUCACAGCUAGCUGAUACUAAAAUAACUAACACACGGGUUCUUUGAUGUGACUGUGGAACUCCUGACAGCUAUAGUCAUUCAUUAAAUGACCUUGAAGUUAUAAAUAUUGCAUAAGGAAUUUAUAAACUGAAGGCUUUUGCAGGUAAUGAAGCAAAACUUUUAUGAGGAAGUAGUAGGCUUUCAAAGACACACACACACACACACACACACACACACACACACACACACAGAUGGAUACUCUGCUGACUCUGGAGAAGGCAUAAAUUACUAGUGGCAUGGACACUGUGCCAUACUUAUAACAGAAUUAGUCAAGCAAGUAGGAAUCUAUUUGUGGGUGCACAAUAGCUUCAGCCACGUCUCGAGCAUCAUUCUCUAAUGUCCACCUGUCUAUGUGAGACUUGUUGCCAUAGUGGUGGCCCGGCUUAUCCUCUGAAAAUUUUGUUCCAAUAUAUUUUUGGUCAUUGAGGCUCAAAUUUUGAAUUCUCCCCAUCUGAAAUAAAAAUAGAGUACCUCCAAAA
Messenger RNA from Peromyscus maniculatus bairdii (prairie deer mouse), 1838 nucleotides. It is a transcript of the gene Ndp, whose product is annotated as norrin cystine knot growth factor NDP. Gene Ontology annotation, molecular function: frizzled binding; cytokine activity. The record is from RefSeq and is a predicted model, not a curated record. NCBI's taxonomy places the organism in Eukaryota, Metazoa, Chordata, Mammalia, Rodentia, Cricetidae. Gene Ontology annotation, biological process: Norrin signaling pathway; positive regulation of DNA-templated transcription; Wnt signaling pathway.